Molecule: messenger RNA, 3411 nt
Organism: Cucurbitaria berberidis CBS 394.84
Lineage: Eukaryota; Fungi; Ascomycota; Dothideomycetes; Pleosporales; Cucurbitariaceae
Product: Piwi-domain-containing protein
Exons: 4
Coding region: 1-3411 (1136 amino acids)
Molecular function (GO): nucleic acid binding; protein binding
Source: RefSeq, a predicted model, not a curated record
AUGCCGCUGUCUGAUGAGACCAAGGACCUUAUUAAGGCUGGUCUCGUCACCAAGCCUUGCAUCAAAUGUGGGGACGGAAGCCAUCCUCUCAUCAAUUGCCCCGGAGGAACACGCGCUCUGAGUGGUUCAGUAUGGAAAAGCCUGAAGGGUACCGAAGUGAAAGAGGCGGAGAAUGAAUACUCUAAGAUAAGGAGAGCGUACGUGACGAAUCUGAAGGCUAAAAAGAAAGCAGCCAAGAACGCCGAUUCAACCCAAGCAACGACUGUGCCACCCGCCACCGAACCGAUCAUCGCUCCGGAAGGCUUUCUCUCUGCCGCCACCGUCAAUGCUGGCAUCCCUGUUCUGCACGAAGCUACCGAGACCGCCCAGCUACGUAGCAUCCAAGAUCAAGCUCUCGCUGAGCAAGUAGAGACAAAACUUGGGGCCCCUACACCUGCGCCUGGUACUUCACAAGUACUUACCGGCCAUCUACAUCAACCCGAGGCCACGUUCUCCCAAAUUGUCGACACCAAGUUUCCAUUGAGGAAGACGCUCUCAAAACCCUCGUCACAGGUGUUAACGAACCAUUUCGAGGUAUCUUGGAACGACGAUACUACGUUUUACGUGUACGAGAUCAUGAAUAUUCCCAUUUGCAAUAAGCGCAAGGCCAAAUCCAUUGUCGAGACAGCUAUCCAAGCCUGGGACUUCCUCAACACCAACGAAGACUACUUUGCCACAGAUUAUCUCAAGACGAUCGUUGCAUGGAAGAAUCUUCAUGAAAACAUACAGUGUCCUCGGACGACCGCGAGAGAGGGCGAAGUUGUAUGGGCACCUAUUCCAAUUGCAGAUGGCGACCGAAGGAUUGAACUUAGCCUCAAGUUCGAAGGCUCCAUGAAUCUCAACCGUCUGAAAGACUUUGUCAACCCGAAAUCCAAGCCUGACGAUGCGACACUUCCCAACUUCAAUUCCAGCCCGCUAGUCACACACCUGAACACCGUCAUUUCCAAGAGUCUAACCGAUGACGUCUUUCAGACAUCUUCGCACAAAUUCUUCCUGAAAACUGGAUACUCACCCCUGGGAACCUCUAACUCACUGUGUAUCAUGCGGGGCUACGAUUACACAGUCAGGCCAGCCAUGGAGAAGGUUCUCCUAAAUGUGAACAUAGCAACGAGUGCUUUCUUUCGUCCCAUUACGGUCGCAGAGUUUCUUGAGGACCGCACUUUCGCCGAGAACGAACGCGAGAAACGUAUCAAACGCCUAAGAGUCUACAUUGUCCCGGAUAGGCAGUCCGUGAAGGACCCAGACGACCAAAAGCGCGUUGACAACCUGAACAUGCCCCAGAACCGCAUCAAAACCAUCAAAGCAUUCGGGAAGCCCAUUGGUAACAGGAUGGAACCAAGGCUGUCGUUUCCGAAGUGGAUCAAAGUUGGAAAUCAACUACAACAAAACGGAGAAGUACACGUUGUAGAUCACAUGAAGGCUGUAUUCGGCCAGGCGCACAAGUUCGACGAGAAGCUCAAGGCCGUAAACGUUGGCACAGACGAUGAUCCGAUUUGGUACCCGCAGGAAUUCCUUCGUAUUCUGCCGUACCAGCUGUACAACAAUCUUCUUCCUGAUAAACUCGUCGAUUCAAUGCUCGAAAGUGCUUGCAAGACACCCCCGGAGGUUAGGGCAAGAAUUGAAGCCGAAGGCCUGAAGGGCCUAGGUGUGAUCCAAUCGAACGGAGUCCAGAAAUUCGAGAAAUGCAACGCACUAAGCAUCAGGCCAAACAUGCUCCUAGUCCCAUCUACAAGGAUGGAACAGGUCUUCGUUGCUUACGCUGCAGGCAAUCCCAUCGCCCCAAAAAUGGACGACAAGGCGCAGUGGAACUUAGCCGGGAAAACCAUAUUUUUGGAAACACCCACAGCUAACCAGAAUCUGAGCUACUAUAUGCUCAUUGACCCUGAACUGAGAGAUGUAUCAGCAACCGUCAAAACCUACAAGACUGCAAUUGCGGAGAAAGUAUCUCAACACGGCAUUGCAAAGGGUGCAACAUGUGUCGCUGAAACGAUCCUCCCGAAGAACCUCAAAGAUGGAUCUGCACCGGACGAUCGAUAUAACUCGAACCCUGACAUUGAGAUGGCGAUCAAUACAUGCAAGAAUAUGGCAAAUGGACAACUAGUUGUGCUCCUACUCGGAAAGCGAAACAUCCCUGUAUAUUCCGCGUUUAAAGAUGUCGCAGAUCGCAUCUCUGGUCUCCAAUCAGUCUGUGUUACAGAGGAGAAAAACCGAGGCAAGCCAGCGACUGACAAGGGUCUCGGACAGUACUUCUCAAACGUCAUGAUGAAGGUCAAUCUCAAACAAAAAGGCCGAAACCACACGGUAUGCGACAACAACAAGGGAGGUGGUAGAUUGAGAGAGGUCUUGAGGAGUGAUCCACCGAAAAGGGGCAUUAUGAUACUUGGAUCAGACGUCACCCAUCCAACUGGAAGCUCCCUCGUUGGAUGUCCAUCUAUUGCUGCCUUGGUCGGCUCAACUGAUUACGAUGGUGGCAAGUUCCUCGGCUCUAUGCGUCUCCAAAAUAGGAGCAAGAAAGAGAUGAUUGACGAGAUCAAACCAAUGGCAAAAGAGAGGUUCCAGGCCUGGAAAGACAAGUUCAACCCGGCUCCACACAUCUUAUACUACAGGGAUGGUGUUUCCACCGGACAAUACGAACAGGUCGUCAAAGAGGAACUGAUCCAGAUCAAAGAGGCAUGGAAGGAAGUGUGGCCAAAAGAGGUGGGUGAUGUGAAGAUGACUGCUGUUGUUGCUGUCAAGCGCCACCAUAUACGCCUCUUCCCCAUCCAAGGUGAUGGUCACAAGAACGGGAACUGCAAAGCAGGCACACUUGUCGACAGCGGCAUCACAUCGCCCUUCUUCUCCGAGUUCUUCUUGCAGUCCCAUCACGCUCUCCAGGGAACCGCGAGACCGACCCGCUACUUUGUCCUUGAGAACGGAAUCAGGCUUUCAGACACAGAUAUCCAGCGCCUCACGCACAAGUUGUGCUUUACCUACGUCCGCGCCACUAUGGGGGUUUCUUACGCUCCACCCGCAUACUAUGCCGAUCGCCUUUGCGAGCGCGGUCGUCAGUACCUACGAGACUGGUUCACGCCCAACUACGAGAGCGCCCACUACAAAGAUUACCAGUCCGAGAAAGAUACGAUUGAUCAAAAGCAUAAGAGCGCUUUGAAGUCCGCCAUCCUUCAGCUUCCGAAGCAGCCAACUUUAGAGAGUCGUCGUAAAGCUCGGAAAUCUGAGGCACAGGCCAAGCUCGAGCGUGAGUCUCGCAACAGGGCUGAAGAUGAGAUCUCUGCGCAGGUUUUGAUGAAGGCCAAGGCGUACUUCAAUGAGAGGCGAGCUGGAGGUUGCGGCCCUUGGCAUAAGAACCUCGAUGGAACUAUGUUCUGGAUGUGA